AUGUGUUAUGUGGGUAAAGCUACAAAGAUCUUCAUCUUCAUUGUCACCGUUUUGGUUGUUCUUGGCCUUGUUCUAGCCUUUGGAGUCUUCCGCCACAGCCUCCAAAAACCCCACAAGUGCCUCGGAGAUUCCUGUUUUUCUCCUCCAACCGCCUUCCCCAACCCCAAUUCCGUCCCUUCCGGCAGCGCCGCCUCCAAUCAGCCGCAGAACCCACCAAAACCACCGGAUUCCAAUCCUAACCCACCACCCCAAAAUCGAUUUCCGGCUUCUCCGCCUCUACCUGACGUUGCUUCUCCACCUCCGCCUGCUACCAUCCCAACUCCCUUACCACCACCGCCCCCGCAAUCCCAAUCUCCGCCUCCUCCAGAAACCGCAGCGGCGGCGCCGUUGACUCCGCCCAGUACAACAUCGGUGAGUCCGGAUCCAAUGGAUGCUCAGCUGCAAUCCUCGAUUCCUAAGACCACUAAGAAGUUCUGA
This is a messenger RNA of Cucurbita pepo subsp. pepo (vegetable marrow), 477 nucleotides long. NCBI's taxonomy places the organism in Eukaryota, Viridiplantae, Streptophyta, Magnoliopsida, Cucurbitales, Cucurbitaceae. The record is from RefSeq and is a predicted model, not a curated record.